AUGGAGGUUUACAAACUACUUGCUAUGGCUGCUGAGCAGCUAUCCGUGGAAGAGGACGCGCGCAGCCUGUGCGCGCUUUCCUCUGCUCGCGUCGCGCCCUACAUCCCGGCUCCGCCCCCGCCCGCCCCCAACACCACCUUCUCGACUCUGCAGUCUGACAGCGAGAAAAUGAAGGCUCUUGCAGUGGCUGCAGAGCAGCUGCUGGACGAGCGGGCCGCGAUGCUGCGCUACGCCGUUUCUGCUCUCCCGCGCGGGCAACGUGACCAGCGGGCAACCACUCCCCCGUCUGCGCCCGCCUCCUCUACCACGCAGCCCCCAGCUCCCAUCCCUACCACGCAGCCGCCGACGCCCGCCCCGGCUCGCGUUCCCGCUGUCAGGCGCGACAUGGCACGCGCGCAGACGUCCUCGCACGACGCCCGCGGCCUCCCGCCCCCGCGCCCCGAGCGCCCCGACAGCGCGCCCGGCGUCGACGUCUACGGAAAGCGCACGCGAGACCACCCGGAGGUGCUCGCCUGGCUCGACGCGGUCGACAAGUUGGCGGAGGAGGCAGAGGGCGAGGCGAAGGAGGGGCACCUCUACCCGCAGGACUUGAUUGAGCGCGCGCCGCCGCCGCCAGCGGACUCGGGUUUGUUCACUCUGUGCGCGCUGCGCGCGGCAGAGAAGCGCCGCAGGCUGCCCUACUGGGUGCUGUUCAACAUCGACAGGCGGGACGACACGCUUGACCGCAUCAAACGCGAGCUCGACAGUUGGCCCAAGACGAUAGUGGUGACAAGCUUCUUCGACACGCCCGGGCAUAUACUCACGUGGGUCCACCAUCGGAAGGAGCAGCACGACGUGCUCGACAGGGCGCAGAGAGACUUUACACACCUUGUGCCAGCGUGGUGGCAUACGAGGACUCCGAAGACGCGCAGCAGGGAGAACAAGCGGAAGGCGGACGGGGCGGAAGGUACAGGGAUUCAGCCCCCGAAGAAGAGGAGGCGCCCGGCGAAGCUGACGAUGAAGAAGGGGACGAGAAAGGCCAAGGCAAAGCCCGUGCAGGGGGAGGAGAAAGAGCAGGGGGAGCAGGAGCAGGACGUAGACGUAGAGACGGAGUCGGCCGUGCUGAUGCCGCCGCCGCCACCCCCGGCUCCUGGCAGGGUCGUGCUGCGCUUGCCUGCGCGUUCCUCUGCACCCACCGCUGCACCUGCUGCCGUCCUUGCAGCUACCCCCGCUGCCGUCCCUGUUCCCGCCGCUGCGAAGCCCAAGCCCACUCCCACCUCUGCGAAGCCCAAGCCCACUCCCGCCGCUACGAAGUCCAAGCCCACUCCCGCCGCUACGACCGCUAAACCCAAGCCUUCCCCCAAGAAACCCAAGACUACAAGAGCUGAGGCACCCAAGCCGACCGCAGCGCCCAAGCGCCAGAGCAAGCGCAUCCAAGCAGCCAGCGACGUCGAGCUCGACGCGGCGCGCUUCGCGAGCGAGAUCACCUUGUUCACGUCGAAGUCGAGCACACUCGUGAACAGCAUGCCGCCUGAUUUGAAGAGGGUGGUGGAGGGGGUUAGGACGCCCGAGCCGGAGAAGCUGGAGGCUAUCGAAGAGGAGGGGGAGGAAGAGGAGGAGGAGGAGGUCGCGCCUGAGCCUGAGCCUGAGACCAAAACCAAGAACGCGCGCAAGCCCAAGGGGAAGAAGAACGCGAAGGGGAAGGGAAAGGCCAAGGCGCCCCCCGUCGAGCCGGACGCGACGGAGGACGAACCCGACCUCCCCAAGCUCCCGAGCGGGCUGGAGAAGGCGGAGACGGUGAAAUCCUGGACGGAGGAGGUCGCUGCUUCCGAGGCUGACGCGGUGGAGGAAGCUCAAGUUGAGGAGGAGAUCAACGUUGUGGAGGAGGUGCCUGUGCCUGACACCACUGCCAGGGCCGGAUCACGCGCGGCGCGUGCGCGGCGGCCGACACAGAAGGCGCGUGAGGCGGCGGCGAAGGCUUCGAAGAGCAAGGCGAAGAGCUCGAGGACGAAGAAGGCCUCCGCUGGUGUUGAGGUGUAA
This is a messenger RNA of Gloeophyllum trabeum ATCC 11539, 2019 nucleotides long. RefSeq lists its product as uncharacterized. The transcript is spliced from 2 exons. The record is from RefSeq and is a predicted model, not a curated record. NCBI's taxonomy places the organism in Eukaryota, Fungi, Basidiomycota, Agaricomycetes, Gloeophyllales, Gloeophyllaceae. Bases 1 to 2019 code for a protein of 672 amino acids.